AAUUAAUAGACUUAGACGACAUUUUAGGACUCACUAAAGCUCACGUCAGACAUAGCCCGUCAGGUUCUGAACUCCCGAAUAUGAUUCACGACUCGUUGCUGUUGCUUGUGCUCAUAGUCAAAAUGAGUUUACAAGUAGUAUAAAAUCAGGUUAAAAUCGGCAAAAUCGAUUCAAAUUAGUUCCACAGCUAUUCUGGUAUGAGUUCGAACCCUCGCUCACCUUCCUAUGGUCAUGACGGCCGACCAGGCCAGGGACGGAGUCAAUCCAAUAACAGUGACUUACCUAUUUCACGACGUAGUGCUAUUUUACAUGAAGAAAAUGUACUUUCAAGAAGGACGCUGGAUCCUCACAGGAAUCCUACUGUGGGUUUUGGAUCUCAUGAUUUCCAUAUCGACGGUACAAUUCGUCCCGGAGCAUUCAGUGUCGUCGCCGGAGCCCAAAUUAUUCGAACGUCUUCUUCCUCCGCAAGCCCAUAUGUCCAUUCACCCUUCCACUCUCAUCAAACCCCAUCACUGGCAGCUCACCAGACUCAUCUUACUCAUGGAGUAUCACAUCCAGCUCCCAGCGUCUUGUCUGGUUUUCGUCGUCGAGAUAGCAGAGAUUCACUUGCACACCCUCCUGGUGUAAUAUUCGGCGAAGGCUCCUUUAGUGCUGUCUCCGGACGCAGUGAGAUCACUACGAGGAAAGGCGACGUUCGCAUCGAGGGCUUGAGCGCAGCACACGUCCUCCGCGAUCAAUCCCAAAUACCGCCUGCCAAUAGUCGCACUGAUAGAGGCACCCCAUUCCACACUCCUGGGAGCCAUAGUGCUAUUGCUGGACACCAAUUCGGACCGGCACCCAAUGUUUUGAUGGGUGCUCGAGACUUUCGCUCCCAAGGUGGCGACUUCAGAUCGGGGUCAUUCAGUGCCGUUGCUGGUAAUCGAAUAGUGAUCUUGAAGGAGCAGCGUCCUUUCGCACAAGAUGACUACAUGGAUUACGGAGAACGCAGAAGAAACAAUCGCUCGUCACACUCACCAGAAAGCUAUGGCGCUAGACGCCGCUAGUAAUAUAUCAGUAUGAGGAAUGCAGGUUUCAUUCAUCAGAACAGACGCUGCUGCCAGUGGUAGUAUGA
This is a messenger RNA of Lentinula edodes (shiitake mushroom), 1111 nucleotides long. RefSeq lists its product as uncharacterized. NCBI's taxonomy places the organism in Eukaryota, Fungi, Basidiomycota, Agaricomycetes, Agaricales, Omphalotaceae. The transcript is spliced from 4 exons. The record is from RefSeq and is a predicted model, not a curated record. Bases 198 to 1043 code for a protein of 281 amino acids.